CAAACCUCAGCUGAGGAUUGAAUCUGCAUCAGUGGUUAAAGUGCGUCGUUUUGUUUUAUCCAUAUGUUAAAAAACUUGUUAUCGUGGGAAUUUAACCAAUUUAAUAAAUAUGUACAUCAUACAGGCAAAUCAGCCAUCCAUUUCACCACCAUCGUAGAUUACCUUGAUUGCGCUAAUUUUUAGUUAAUAGCUGAAUUGAAAAAAAAUGUAAACUAAAUACAUACGUAAAUAUGUAACAUCAUAUCAUUGGCUCUUUAAGUGUUUUAGUGCAUGUUAAAAAUUACACCUCAUUCAUUAAUUACUUACAUAAUUCUACGUCGAGAUGGAGGGAAAAUCCAGCCACCUAAAAAUUCGUGAUGGAGUUCUUUUCAUGUUAAGAGGCGUCCGUCCCGGAUGGACUUGUUCCAGUUAUCGUCUUGACUUCGACUGGGAGCGAGAAGCCGUACUUCUGAAUAAACCUGGGCAAAAGUACACGAUUGGAAAAAAUUUGGAAAGCUUCGACCCCGGAAAAUAUGGACAGUUUUUGAAAUUUUGUGACAAUGCUGACGUUUCCGAGGAACACUGUCAAAUUGAAUGUGAUGCGAGUGGAAACUUUUGGCUGCGUAGUUUAGGUCAAGCAAAAACUUUCCUCAAUGGGAAAUUGAUUCAAGAUUCUCCAGUCAAGCUAAAAUUUGGAGAUAUACUUUACUUUUCGUACAUUUUUUCACCAUUUUGGGAUUCACUAUUAUUUCACCUAGCCAAAAGUAGAGGUAGGAAGAAGCUGUUGUAUCGCAAAAACUCAUCGGGUGAAGAAUUUGCUGUAUUCAAAUUUGAUAUAUUGACGCUUGGUGACCCAGUAAAUCGGAAGUUACCGAAUAGAACAAAAUAUAAAGCAAGUAACCAGGACAAAUCGGACCCCGGUCUCCCCGAUUUUAAAAACAAGUCACCAAUUUACCCCCUGCAUCACCCCAUUUUUGAAAACCACAUCAUCCUCACAAAAAUAUUUGAACACUUGGCCAACCCAGACCCCUGGAUGCCCUGGCACCAAAGAAAUCUCUUCAACUUUCGCCUCGUCUCGAAAUCUUGGAACGACUCGGCGCGACUCGUCCUACAGAAAAAUUUCGUACCGAAAUUCCGCAUAGUUAUUGACAAACUGAUCCUCAACCCAUACUACACGACGAACCGAUUCGACACGCAUCGAAUGAAGGGGCUAAAAUUUGACGCCAUGAACAUCGACAUCUGGCCAGAGGCGUCUACUUGUCACAUGCGAGAUAACCCAAACCGGGACAAAGCAGUGAUAAAAUUCAACCAAGAUUUCUCCGCGUUUAUAAACCAUCCAGAUUUCCACCCGCUCAAAGUGCUCACCAUGAAUGUAGAUUAUUUGACCCCGAUUUCCACCCUCCUCACAAAAUUUUGCCCUUCUUUGGAAGAACUCGACAUCCAAAUUAACAUGAUGUGGAUUAACGAUGAGAAAAUCUUGGACAAAUCUGGAUUCCCGGAAGAUCUAAGGUUUCCAAAAUUAAAAAAGUUAACCCUCGAAUUCUGCGACCAUGCGAGAGGCGACCUGAACAAAAUGUCGGAUUCUAAGUGUCUCGCCCAACUCCUACAAGCCACUUGUAAAAUUGAGGAGCUCGUGUUAAAGAAUUAUGGAAAACUUCCCGGAAAUUUCGACUCUUUUGAGAAUUUGAGAAAAAUCACAAUUUACGGUGGGAGGAAGUAUAACGUGGAAAUUUUGAAUUUGCACGACUUUCUCGUCCAGUUCAUGACCUUACCGACGGAUCAGUUAAGCUCGUUCAAACUAGACAUUGGAUGGAUUCCGGUCCAAUCGAUGCCAGAGGAAGCGUUGCUGAAUUUCUUGGAAAAACAGCGACAAAGUUUGGAAAACUUGGAAAUCUCGGUAAACGCAGGAUUUUUUUAUCAAUGUAUAAAAGUUCCGAGAUGCAUGCCAAAGUUGAAGAAGUUGUGGAUAAGUGUUACUCCUGAGAGGAAAUGGGUCUGGGCAUGGGGGUUUAAAUUGAGUAGCCAAUUGGCCAAGGGCAGUGGGGAUUUUACGAUUGCGAGUGAUUCAGAAAUUUUGGAGGCACCCUUGGUUGCUCGUGAGGGGAGCAAAUGCGGUCAAAAAUCGUGCCCUAGUUGCAAUGAUAGUUUGGUGUAUGGAACGAGGAAGAAAAAUAAUGGCAAAUAAACCGUUUAUACAAUCAUGUACUUAACCAAACUAGUGUCGCAGGUCAAAACGGGUAACAUUUUCGUGUUCAGUGAUCAAAAUCUGUGCAAAUUUACACCUCAAAAAAGUGAUUUCUACAUUUUUUUUACAUCUGACCUCUUCCAUGUGGUCAACAGGUCAACGAGGGUCAAAAUGUUCUACUCCGCUUUUAUUUAAAUUUCCCCAAGGUGGAGUAAAAAAGAGAGGACAACAAUUGGGUGAAAUUGUCCAAUAGUUGGAUAAAACUUAACCUAAUUAAUUCUUGUGUCAUCCUUUCUGUUACUCCACCUUGAGUAAAUUUUACUUAUUUUUAUUACCGUACAAUACAUAUUUACUAAAAGUGUGCAUUAUGCCAAAUUGUGAAGUAUUAAGUUAAGUGUAAUUGUAGAGUGAUUGGCCCCACAUUUCUAAAUAUGUCGCUUCUGUGUAAAAGUGUCAUGUCUAAAAACUCGAUACCGUUUUUGAUAAUUAGAAAUUGUGAGACUUCUGUGAUACCGAUUUAUUGUGUGUGUCCCAUAAUUCUUCUGGGAGUGUAUCCAACUUUUCCUUGAGACAGGUUUUCUUGAAUUAUGAGCCAGAUUCUAGAUCGGGUAGAUUUAAUCGUCUUCGAUACAGUAUUUAUACAUCUCCAACAACAUGAUAUGAUAGUUAUCUAUCUAGUUAUUGAGGCUGGAAGAUGUAUGUAAUGCAAGUAAAUAUGCAAAUAGAUAUUUAUGCAAAUUUGUGAUACAUACUUUUAAAAAUUAAUAUAAAUAAAUAUGUACAAGUAGAAAUUAUUAAAAUUCAAAAUACAAUCAUAUAUAUUAAGUACACCCUAAACACAUUUGCUUCACGUUCGUCUACGUAAUUCUCCUCUCAUUCAAAAUGGUUAACAGUGUUAAUAAAAUUAUCAUGCCGACAAUACUUCCAAGCUCAUAUGGAAAUAUGGCAAAUAACUUCCACCCCCUCGUCAUAACAGAUCGCAUCAUUCGAAUUGGAAAAGUCGCUGGGAGACAGUAGCAGAAAGGUCGGUACCACCACGCAACACUCUCCACAGGCCAGA
Folsomia candida is the source of this 3224-nucleotide messenger RNA. RefSeq lists its product as uncharacterized. The record is from RefSeq and is a predicted model, not a curated record. The coding region runs from base 323 to 2164 and encodes 613 amino acids. The transcript is spliced from 4 exons. NCBI's taxonomy places the organism in Eukaryota, Metazoa, Arthropoda, Collembola, Entomobryomorpha, Isotomidae. Gene Ontology annotation, molecular function: protein binding.